This is a messenger RNA of Arabis nemorensis, 1635 nucleotides long. NCBI's taxonomy places the organism in Eukaryota, Viridiplantae, Streptophyta, Magnoliopsida, Brassicales, Brassicaceae. The record is from the annotation of a GenBank genome assembly.
AUGGUUUGGGGUCUCUUUCCCAUUGAUCCUCUCUCAGGUGAAGAUAAAUACUAUAUCUUUGCAAAAGGGAGUUACAAGAUUGGUCGAAAAGGAUGUGAUAUAAUUAUCAAUAAGGAUAAAGGUGUAUCUAGGAUCCACGCAGAGUUAACUUUCGAUGCAACAUCUGUUUCAACCUCUCGGAAGAAGAAAUCUUCUGAAACUUCAUUUGUAAUCCGUGUUAAAGAUUGUUCAAAGUAUGGGACUUUUAUCAAAACUGACCUCGGGACGAAAGAGAAAGUUCAUGAGUUACCUAAUAAGGAGAAAAUUCUUAAAGAUGGAGAUGUUGUCACGUUUGGUACAGGUGCAGCUAAUUACAGGUUGUCUUUAAUUCCGUUGGUAUUUUACUUCUGCCCUUCAUCUGAGACCUUUAAGGUGGAUCGGUCUGUACAAGAUGCAGUUUCAUCAAUCGGUGCUCGUAUUGCUCCUGCCUUGAGUGAGGAGUGCACCCAUGUGCUUGUUGAGCCGCGUAUGGAAGUGAAUGAAGCUCUAGUCAAUGCAAUGUUAGCGAAAAAACCAAUCAUUUUGUCCAAUUGGGUUAAGCUUCUUGCAGAGAAAAGUAUCUGCAAUGAAAUUCCUGGAUACAGCCAGUACAGACCCUCAGUUAUGGUGGAAGAAGCUUUGGUGGAUGUAAUGGAACCAAACGUCCGUGAAAAAUGUCUAGAAGGAUUUACUUUUGUGUUGGAACCAACAGACACGUACAGAUUUGAGAGCAGCUUCCCGUCUUUACUGAAAGUAUGUGGCGCGGAGACUGUUGCCAUAGCAGACAUUAGCUCCAUGAGUCAGGAUUCUCAGUAUGGAGAAACUAAUCGCAUGAUAUGUGUCAUCCCAAAAAGUGCAGGAGACAAAUUUGGUCGGUUGAAGCAUCUCAGUUUAUUAUCUAGAGUGAAUGAGAUGGAUUUAAUACGCGCUAUCUUGUCUGGAAAUCUACCUUCGACUUCAUUGAUACCACCUUCCGUUGUGAUUUCAUCAUCGUGCUCUACGGAUGAGACAGUGGUAGCAGAUUCUGAUGCCGAAGAGGAAGAAGAAACAACAUCGUCUGUUCAUAUGAUCGAGGCCACUGAAAAGGCAGAAACACCAGAGAAGCCUGCUGCUAUUGUGAUAGAGGAUAGUCCUGCUACGAUAUUGGAAGAAACUAUAAAUUUGAAUGAGUUUAAAAGCGUAAACUUAUUAGCAGAUACUGAAAUUAAAGGCUACAGCGAUGAGAAGAACCCAAGUGAUAGUGUCCGUGAAGUGACAAUGCGAAGGGAUCGAAAUGAUGAGCCUGAAUGUGGGAACUCGGAGAUUAUCUACACUCAAGAUCUUAUUGUUAGGGACUUGCGAUCGAUUAGAAAUGUUCGGUCUACAGGGAAGGAAGGAGUUGUGGACUUCAAGCGAUUCAGAAAGGGAAAUGUUAUAUCCGGAAACAGCUUCAGUAGCCUAAUACCUUUUGCAAAGGAUCCAUACAAAGAGUACGAUAGCGGGGAAGUGACUGAUUUUAUGAAAGAAGAGAAGAAGAGGAAGCAAAUGGAAGCCGUUGCAGAGGACUUGUUUAACAAUGAAAAGGCUAGAAAGCGCAGAACGGCUAGAGAUCAAUCCAUUCGCGGGUUUCUUUCUUGA